AUGGCCACUCCCGGCCCCGGUCAGGGACAACCACCAGUGGACGUCGAACGCUUGGAGCCAUGGGCUAGCUGGCAUGGUCUGAAUAGGCGCCUAGGAUCCUCCGCUAAAGCCCUUCCAACAUGCAUUAUCCAAGGUCAGAUGAACAGCCAAUUCUCGAACUGCGAUAUCUAUGCCGGAGAAUCCAAGAUCUCUGGCCGCGCCACGGACUACAAAACCGAGGUUUUCAUGCACGGUGCAUCACUCGCUUCCUUCAUCGAACUUCGCCUGCGGUUCUCGCCUAGCUACUCCAACAAUACCGAUGCAAAGAAAGCCGACGACCGCGAUCGCAUGUCCAUAUUCUAUCCAACAUUCAUGCCGGAUAAGUGGUGUGAUGGCAGGGAAUCUGGAGAUGUGGUCACAACUCUCGCCUCUACAGAAGACAGGGACUUGCGUGGUAUCUUGGGGCUGAAACGGAAUUUCUCAUCUGCCCUUUACGACGUCGAAUUCCUGGAGUUCAAGAAUAGUCCUCUAGCGACGGUGGCUGGCGUACAAGCAUUCCCAGGCACAGGCAAGCAGUUCUACAUGAGUUUCAAGACCGAUCAGCCCAUAGCCAUCAACCACAGCCGAGCCGUUGGGCAUAAACCGGCGCAUGUCCAAGAAGUCGUUGCGGAGUUCCGGAAGGUCAUGACGUUUGUCGGGCAAAUCCAAGUUCAUAUUCAGCCUAACCCAGCACUGGCUUAUGCGUACGGCAUGCAUUUCUUUGCACAACCUUUCCCGCCUCCGCCUUCCUAUUGGCCCUUUCUCAAGGCCGACAACGAAAAAGCUCCAGUCAUCGAUGUCGGGCAUGGCACGACCUUCUACCAAUUCCCCGACUUUGUGGAGAAGGUCUUUGCUAUUCGUGAACAGCCGUUCUUCAGACGAUCAGGGAAUCAGGUGGAGCUUAGGCCUGCAAAGACGCCUCUCGAGCUCUGGGCGGGACUUCCAGCAAUACAUCAAUUCGUCACGAGCAGACAAUACCAAGCCUAUGUACUUGGUGCAUUCACAGACGAAGAGCUCAGCGAGCGUGCGCUAAUGGGAAGCUGCUAUAGCGGCACAUACGACUGCUACGAGAUUCUGCAGGCGGCUUUCCAUCACCACAAGCCGCAGCGGGCAGUUCUCCUCUUUGCAAAACUGUCCCCCUUUGAUAUUGACAACCUAGACGGACUCGCGGGCCAUCGGCCUGAUGGCGUUCUGCCUCAGCCAGGGGAGCGCGUUGCAAUAUCGGACCCGGAUGAUGAUACUGUCGAUUGGAGCGGCUCGGUGAUCUCGAUCCCUGAGGGUCUUGCCAGCGAGGUUUCUUUCGCGAACUGCUGCAUCCGCGCCUUCAUGCCAGUCUCCACCGGGCUUGUGAUCGAACCACGCACGCACAAGUACCAUCUCCGCUUCGGUUUCAGCGGACGUCCGACCCGCGUGAUGCGAAAAACUAUCAACAACCUGAUGACCCUGGAUGUCAGCAGAGGCACGAACAUUGGUGAUUUGCGCCAGAUCGUCUUAGCUCAGGAUCCCUCGCAGUACUCAAGUCCGCAGACCAAGAAGUUGGGAACGACGACAGUCCAGAUUAUCAACGAUGCGUGUAAGAAAUUCAACCUCAACAAGGAGCAAAUCGAAGUGGUCCGGCACGCUUUCACGCGGCGCACGACUAUUGUACACGCCCCUCCAGGGACGGGUAAGACCUAUAUUGCGCAGUGCAUCACCGAGAUCGCCACCAAGAUGAAGAUGCGAUAUCUGGUCGUUGCCCCAUCAAACCAGGCUGUCAAUGUCAUCCACGCACGUAUCACAAACGAUCAGUACCAAGAAGGACGCGUCUUCAGGGUCUACACCGAGACACAGGAGACAUUAUAUGAUGACGAUGACGAUGAAGUAUUUUUCGCGCCCGGACGAGACUUACCCGCUUCGGACAACUCCGGCGACAGUCCUCCGUUCGACGUGCUUCCCAAUCUUUCCCAGCAGGCCACCGCAGCCUUCAGAGACGCACUCCAGCCUGAGACGGCAGAACCUGGUCCAAAUAGCCUCGCAGCCCACAUCCGAAAACGUCUACAGCUCCUCAGUGACGACAGGGCUCGAUUCAAUGAGCAAUUCACGGGCGAACAAGUUGAGCUUGACGCACUUCUGAAUGCGCGGCAAACAACGUCGAUGGCCGCAACUCAAGAUCAGGCAGCUGUUGCAGAUGCUAUUAAACGUCAACGUCAACAAGACCUACAGCUUCGGCGUCAGUAUGCCCGGUAUGCCGACGGCAACUGCGUAACGAACAGCAGCGCCACGAGCAAGGUUCUUAGAGAUGUUUUCCCGAAGAUUCUUAUCCAGGACGAAUCUGCACAAGGCUCGGAACCCGAAGUGUUAGCGGCGUCAAUCUUGUGUAAUCGCUCUCUCGAGCAUCGUAUCAUGGUUGGAGACCACAAUCAGUUGAUGCCGUUUCAGCGCAACAGCAACGCCAUUCUCGGUAACCAGGGAAAGUUGACCUAUCAACAGCGCCUUAUUGAAGCCGGUUUCCCAUAUCACACGCUUAAGGUCCAAUAUCGGAUGCAUCCCGACAUUUCCGAAUGGUCACGCGACACGAACGAACCCCAGUUGCAAAACAGCUCGGAUCCCAGCCUCGGGCGUGGUUUCCAAGGCUGGGAAGAUUGGCUGAAGAAGUUUCUCACCUGGAUCAACGUCAAGCAGUUCUCGAGCCAUUCUGUAAUGAUAUCGCCGACCGACACCCCAGGCUCUCAAGUUCCAUUCGGAUCGAGGACGAUCGGUGCUACUCGAACUCGGUACAACUUCCAGCAUGCGGCAGUCGUGUUUCAGACUGCUCUCCACUUGAUCCUUGUUGGAAAGUGCCCUCCUAAGGACAUUUUGAUUCUUGCCGCCUACGCUGGACAAGUGCGACUACUUACGAAAAUCUGUGGCCAUUUCAAGGAGACCAAAGACGUUCAGAUUGGCACUUGGGACUCGUCUCAAGGCUCUGAGGCGGAGGUUGUCAUCAUCGAUCCAGUCCGCACCCUAAGCACAACAGGACAGACUCUCGGCUUUCUCAACGAUCCGCAUAGACUCAAUGUUGUCAUGACUCGAGCGAGGACAGGACGAAUCGUAGUCGUGAACAAGGACCUAACAAAGAAUCAACACCCUACAAAGGGCGUUCGAGACUGGAACAGCUACUUGACGAAGCACACCCAGAAGGGCUGGUCUCUCGACUAUCCUAUGGAUCUGCUCGAUUACAAGUACCGGAACACGAAUCAGCUGAAGCCAUUCCUUCCUGGGCUCGAGAAGAUGGCGAAUGAGUUCCUUGCGAACAAGUAG
Coniosporium apollinis CBS 100218 is the source of this 3297-nucleotide messenger RNA. RefSeq lists its product as uncharacterized. Lineage: Eukaryota; Fungi; Ascomycota; Dothideomycetes. The transcript has 6 exons. The record is from RefSeq and is a predicted model, not a curated record. Gene Ontology annotation, molecular function: ATP hydrolysis activity; 5'-3' DNA helicase activity. The coding region runs from base 1 to 3297 and encodes 1098 amino acids.